Molecule: messenger RNA, 1343 nt
Organism: Galendromus occidentalis (western predatory mite)
Lineage: Eukaryota; Metazoa; Arthropoda; Arachnida; Mesostigmata; Phytoseiidae
Product: WD repeat-containing protein 18
Exons: 4
Coding region: 189-1343 (384 amino acids)
Biological process (GO): rRNA processing; DNA-templated DNA replication
Cellular component (GO): nuclear pre-replicative complex; rixosome complex
Molecular function (GO): protein binding
Source: RefSeq, a predicted model, not a curated record
CGGGAUCGUGUUUGUGUUGUUGUCCAGUGUGUGCCUCCUACUACUUGAGAUUCUUGGCGGAUCGACCAAAGCAUUGCGAACAAGGAGAUCCCACCGAUAAGACAGAGAGCUUCCCUCUCACAGGGCGACGAUUGGUUCGUCAACAUUCGUUCGCGACGAAAGUCAUCCGAGGUUUCACCAACAUCACCAUGGCGGUGCGGAAUGUCGCAUACACCACCGACGGUGCGGGAAAUUACAAUGUUAGAGUCUGGAAUCUAGAGACAGGCGGUCCGUUGAGCUGUUACACUGGAGGGGUUUCGCAGCCACGGACACUGUCCUUCAUAAAGGGAGAUUACAUACUCUCGGCUCAGAAAGAUAAAACAGCCUUCAGUCUGUGGUCGUUCAGACAAUAUGAACAAUCUACUCGGAGAUUCGCUGCUCCGGACAAGGUCAGAGCCCUGGCCGUUUCACCGAGCGGCAAUCACUGCGUCGCUGGCAUCGGUUGCGAACUGUACUUGUGGGAAGUCUCGACUGGAGCGCUUAUCGGAAGUAUACAAGCGCAUUUCCAGCCGGUGACGGUCGUGAAAUUCACCGACGACGGAACUUCAGUCAUAUCCGCAUCCCAUGACAGCUCCGUGAGCGUCUGGCCCAUCGACUGCUUCCAUCCCGACGAAAUUCCUGAGCCCGACAUGACGUUCAAGGAUCACAACCAGGCAAUACAGGAUAUGUGCGUGGUCGGAUCCUUGGUGACCUCUGUCAGCAGCGCUGGUCUCUUAACGGUCCAUAGUCUGCAAACGGGCUGUCUCGAAUACAGGAAGUUCUUUGGCAAAGUCAUCGACUCCGUGGACAUGACGCCGAGCAUGGACGCGGUUUUCGUAGGUUUCAAAGAAGGAACCAUCGUCCGCUUGAGCCUUAAAGAUGAAUCUCAGCUCGAGUUCGUCGGACACAAUGGACCCGUGAGAUGUUUAUCGGUGUCGACCCAUCUGCUGCUCUCAGGAUCCGAUGAUGCUACCGCUCGGAUCUGGGACGCCGAACACGGACAUCUCCUGCAAACACUGCGCCACGACGGAGCUGUCACUAACGUCAGGAUCGCCUCAUUCCCGAGCAACGCUCUCUCCAAGGAAGCCAACAAAUCCAAAGCCCUGGCCUCCGUUUGCAACUUCCAACGAGCCUUCUCGAAAAGUGACGUUACGCGUCAGAGUCACGAUCGCCUCGAGGAGGAGCAGGAAAACGUUGCGAUCGAAGUCAAGCCUUGCGAAAGAGCUCAGGAAGAGCUCUCGAUUCCUCCGCAGACAAGGGACAUGAUGAAGAAGAUCGCCAUUGCGAACACCGACAUUGUGAACUUUGUUGUGGCCAGUCUCUGA